Molecule: messenger RNA, 2951 nt
Organism: Malaya genurostris
Lineage: Eukaryota; Metazoa; Arthropoda; Insecta; Diptera; Culicidae
Gene: santa-maria
Product: protein peste
Exons: 7
Coding region: 681-2306 (541 amino acids)
Cellular component (GO): membrane; cytoplasm
Molecular function (GO): scavenger receptor activity
Source: RefSeq, a predicted model, not a curated record
UGGCGACACUCGGCCAGUACUCGACCGGUCGCCACCAGAAGCGGGUGUUGUGCCAUUCUAUUCUGAUCGUUGCUCUGAUUAGCCGGUUUUCCAUCCGACUAGUGGAACUGCUCAAGUGCGUACUUCUGAAUCGUUCCGGGAGACAUUUCGAAAAGUUGUUGAAAGAUAACACUGUUUUCGUUUACAGUCAGUGAACAUUUGCUGCCGGCUGCCGGUGCUCUCGGGUUCGGUUGACGACGGUUGGAUUUUCACGUGGGAAAUUGUGUUAUCUAAAAAAAAACCGAAACUCGAACCACGAGUUCAGAGUAAAUAGAAGGAAGUGAAGUGUUCUGAUACUGAAUUGUGCGUAGAAAAGAUCACCACAACUGACGAUCACUCGAGCGCGGAAGAGCGGCGGAUCAGUGUUUCCAUGGCGAUAAAUCAGAGGGCAGUGUGCGGAAGUUGAUGCUGUGACACCCGCCAUUGAUUGCAGUGUUUGUGUUUGUUUUUCUGUUGCUGCUGCUGCCAAGCUAUAGUCGAAAACAGAUGAUUUUACUGGACUCCACUGCAAACGCCGCCUUUACAUUGUUGCAAUCGUUCGCUAAUUUCGGCAAGCUCAAGAUCUCAACGGCUGAACAUUCUCCAAAAUAAUAACGAAACGUAACUCGUAGUCCCCGUAGAAGCCCCCGCGCUCAAAAACCAUGAUGCAUUUCAAAGAGGCCUGCAAUCGAAGGUGCAUGCUGACUUCCGGCGGCGUCAUCCUGGUGAUGUUUGGCAUCUUUUUCGCUUUCUGUUUCCACGCCGUUUUCCUGGAUGUUCUUUAUGAGGAACUCAAACUCCGUCCAAUGUCCCGGGGGUACGAUGCCUGGGUCAGCCCUCCGUUUCCACUGUCGAUGGAUGUGUACUUCUUCAACUGGACCAAUCCGGAAGAUCUGAAGAACCAGAGCACCAAACCGAUUCUGGAAGAACUGGGCCCGUACCGGUUUACCGAGCGGCCCGAGAAGGUGGACAUCGUCUGGCACGAUCACAACGACACCGUCAGCUACCGGAAGAAGAGUGUGUACUUUUUCGACGAGGAAGGCAGCAACGGAUCGCUGGAUGAUGUGAUCAGCAGCAUCAAUGUGGUUGCUUUGUCGGCAGCAAAUCGGGCCCGGACCUGGAACUACGUCAAGCAGAAGGGCGUUUCGAUGGGUUUGAACCUGUACAACCAGGAUGUGUUCGUAGUGAAAACCGCUGGCGAACUGCUGUUCGAUGGCUACGAAGACAACAUGGUUCUGAUGGGGAAACAACUGUUCGACGCCAGCGAGGUGCCGUUCGAUCGAGUAGGCUGGUUUUACACGCGCAAUAACUCAGCUGAUCUGAUUGGCCACUAUAACGUACAUACGGGAGUGGAUGACAUCGCAAAAAUUGGAUCCAUGGCCGAAUGGAACUACAAACCACGAACGGACUUCUUCGCGGAUCAUUGUGGAAUGCUGAAUGGUUCCGCUGGAGAGUUCUAUCCACCGAAUUUGAGCAAAGAUGUUCCGAUCCAGCUGUUCACGCCCGACAUGUGCCGUAGUUUGGCACUGGACUUCGAACGAGAGGAACAGAUCGGUGGCAUCACGGGGUACAAGUAUUCCGGCGGUCCACGAACAGUGGACAACGGAUCGACCUUCCCGGAAACAGCUUGCUUCAGUGCCGGUGAAGUUGUGCCUUCCGGUGUGCUAAACAUUUCCUCCUGUCGCUACGGAACACCGGUGUUCAUGUCGUUCCCACAUUUCUACGGAGCCGAUCCGUACUACCUGGACCAGGUCGAGGGGCUGUAUCCGGAUCAGAACAAACAUCAGUUCUAUAUGACACUGGAACCGACCACUGGAAUUCCACUGGACGUAGCGGCCCGUCUGCAGUUGAAUAUUCUUGUGGAGUCACAUCCAAAUAUUGCCCUCUACGAGGACGUCGAACGGGUCUUUCUACCGGUGCUGUGGUUCGAGCAGCACGUCACGAUGCAACCGGAGUUUUCCGACGAGAUCGCUCAGGCCCUCAGCAUUCCGACGACGGGCCGCAUCUGCGGAAUUGUGAUGCUUGUCCUCGGAGCCAUAAUGGUAGCGUGGGUUCCGAUCGAACGGUUGGUGUUCCAUCCGAAACGUCGGCGUGAUGCGGUCAAGGAUGCCGGUACGGAAAAAGUAUUGCUACAGCAGAAUCUAGCCAAGACGACAAUUUUACUGCCGAUGGAGAAGGAAAAGGAAUCGUCGGUCGAGAAGAAAGCUUACCAACCUGCCGAAGCGCAUCCACUGAUCGAAGCCAAUCCGGUUCGAUUGAUUAGCGAAAAUGGAGUCACAAAAACGUGAGCCAACUGGCUACCUGUGCGGUUGCAGCAAACGGACAUCCUACCAAAAAAAAAGACUUUCUUCCACUACCGAUAAGUUCGGUAGAAUAAGCAAAUCAGUUCUCUAAUGUUACUGCUAGGAGCAUAGCUUGUAGGUGCCUUAUUGUAUUGCCAAUGUUGACGGGCAAAACUGACGACCAUCGACUGUUGGCGUGUUCGAUCCGAGCCAAAAUAUAAAGAAGAAAAAACAACACACUAUUAAACCUCCGUGGACGCUAUGACCAUGGGCGGCCAUGAAGGGAUUCCUCAUUUAGGUUUAAUGAAAACUUCGGUUACCUUGAAUUUAUAAGAGCCAUUGAAACAAAGAGAGUACCAAACCAGCAAAAUGUAUAGUUAAUCCAUGUAAUUAGACUUACUAUUCCAUUGUAAUAUUAAAUGGUGAUGCAUGUUUUUUAAAAAAAAAUGUUUUCUUGUUUGUAAAGCAUAACUGUGGUAAGUUCGAAUCCGAGUAUACCAACAAGCAUUGAACUAUCCAAAUCAUCCAAUCGGUUAGUCGUGUAAUUUGAGGAGAAAAUCAGUAGGUUUCCCCAUUUUAAAAUCUGUUCUAGUUUUUAAUACUUUUUAGAGUUUAUUUGAAGUAAUAAUAAAAGUAAUAACGAUACCAAAA